GGCCCGUGCAAAACCGAUUUGAACCACACACGAAGCGACCGGACGGCGGAGGGAGGAGAAGCUAGCGAUGGCGGAGCUCGCGUCGGGCGCCGUGAGCUCGCUACUGGGCGUCAUCCGCAACGAGGCGCAACUUCUGGGCCGCGUCCGGCAGGACGCGCAGUUCAUCCGGGAGGAGAUGGAGAGCAUGAAGAGCUUCCUGGCGCACCUGGAAAGGAUGGCGCCUGAAGGCGGCGAUUACGACGAGCUGAUACGCCCGUGGAUGAAGCAGGUCCGGCUCCUGGCACGGGACUGCAACAACUGCAUCGACCUCUACCUGUCCCGCAGUAGCCGCGAUAUCCAUCGUGCCAGGGGUGGCCUCAGGCGCUUCGCCUGGUGGUUUCCCUGGUUCAUGCAAAUGAUGGCUGCGCAGCACCGCACUGCCAUCAAGCUGCGUGCGCUCAGGGACAGGGUGCGUGACGUUGGCGAGCGGCGUUUGAGGUACAACGUUGAGCUCCCGGCGAGUUGGGCAGGAGCGGGGCAGCUUCCUGCAGGGACUGAGCUCGCGGUGGCGGCAUCAUUGUUGCCACCGAUGCAUGUGGCCGCAUCAUACACUGCUUGGGGAGGCAAUGAAGAAGAUGGCGAUGAUACAGUUGCGGUGUAUCAUUCUGUUCCAAGACGGGCAUUUUUCCAGCCUCCUACGCCGGAGGACAACGUUAGGGCGAAACUCUCUGACUGGAUACAGAAUGUUGCGCAAGGCAACCUUUAUCAUGAGAAAUCAAUACCAUCAGUCGCUGUUGUGGCACCGGAUAAGGAAGAAACCUUGGCUAUCGCAAUUGAAGCUUUGGCUAUAUGUCACUACACAGGCAUGCGCGGUAUCGUGGUGAACAUCCCAUUAGUGCACUUCUACUUUCAAACCCUAAGAACCGAGGACAUUCUCUUCUAUGUCCUGCGGGAGCUGCAGUCUGCCGAAUCCCAGCGCCAGCAGCUGGAGGGUCAAGUCCUGGGAGAGGAGGAGCAACAUAUUGUCAAUUUAAGAAAAAAUGUCAUUAUUUCGGAAAAAAUGAAGCUGAUUAAAAAUAUCACAGAAGACAUCCAAGGAAUGAAGGUUGACAUUCAAAACAAGUUGUCAGAGAUCAAGUACACUAUUGAACAAAUGAAGGGUGGCCAGCUGCAGCUUGACCUGGAACAAAUGAGUCACGACCAACUGGACCUGAUGGAAUCCGCUAAAGAUGAACCCUUGGGCGUCCUCCUCCGAGCGUUGUGGGUGCUCAAGCUCAAGCAAGUUGAAGGUGCGCCAGCUACUAAACAAAACCAAGAAAGGAAAGGAGCCGCACGUCCGCAUGAAGACAUCAUCAAGGAAACGGCCAAGAAGCUUAAAGAGCAUAUGGAAGACGAAGCACCCGCAAAGCUGAAGCUUAGACAGCAUAUUGAAUAUGAAGAGUGCGCAAGCACAAUUUGUCUCAAGGAAGCCCAGUAUGAACACAUCCUAAGGGAGGUCUUCCCCCCGGUGACCAACAAGAAGCCCCCGCAGACCCGGGAGCAAGCCACCGCCGUCAGCGUUACUGGCCCUAUUAUAUUGGUCGAGGACCAAUUCAAACAAAUGAUCCGCAAGAUCCUACAGGAGCUGCAGGAUGAAAAAUAUGUGAAGGAACCAGAUACAGCUGAGCCGCGGGAAGGCACUACAAGUCAGGGUUGUAACCCAGAGGCUAUUACUAAAGAAGCUAUGAAGAUUGGAGAAAUCCAUUGGAAGAUAAACGAGCAGCUUAAGAUCAAAGGGAUCAUGGAUAGAAUUAAUGGUUGUUUGAUGAGGAUGGGACCCCAUUAUCCUCCAAUCCUAGUUAUCCUAAAACUAGAUCAUGACUAUGUAUCUGGGUGGGAGGAGACAAGAAAUGCUUUCAGCUGGAUGGGUUGCAUAGCCGGUGCACUGAUGUUGACCACCACAGUAAAUACAUCAAGAGCGAAAGAAUAUUGCUAUCCGUCGCGGGACCCUAUUGAUCAUUCUCUUCUUGGCCUAUACCGAGAUAUUGUGCUCGAGCUUACAAACCGUCGGACAAGUCAAGACAGCCCCAAUAUUUUUCUUGACAUCUUGGAAAAGUGCAAGUCACAUGAAUUCUGCAUGAAGAUAUUUGUUCAUGCUUUGUGUGCGAACCCCAAGAGGAGCAACGAAGAAUUAACAAGGUUUAACAUUACACUGCAGGCUUUAGAGAACUCAUCUGAGGACAUUUAUAUGAAGAUGUUGAUGUUUUGUUACAAAGAUCUACCAAAAGAAUACAAGUCUUGCUUGUUGUAUCUAGCUAUUUUCCCUCAACGACAAAGCAUCAGGCGAUCAACUUUGAUAGGACGGUGGAUUUCAGAAGGGCUGAUAACCAAAGAAUUUUGGCCGAGUUCUGUGCAUCGUGCCAAUCGGUGUUUCGAAGUGCUCCUCGACCGGUGGCUUGUCUAUCCUUCUGAUAUUGGUGAUUCAGGGCAAGUAAAGAGUUGCAUAGUAGGUGAUCGAGUUCAUCGAUUCAUUACCAAGGUCGCCAGAAAACAACAGAUUAUUGAAAGACGCGUGUCACAUCACCUGGCGCGUCACUUCUCCAUUGUUAAUGAUCUUGAACUCCGCAGCUCCGAUACAAUUCAGACAUUCUUUGAAAAGCUCCCUGAAGAAUCAUCUGGAGCAUCACUUAUAAAGGUUCUAGAUCUUGAAGGUUGCCGGUGCUUUGGUGAGAAGAACCAACGCUACCUUAAGCACAUCUGCAGGACGAUGUUACUGCUCAAGUUUUUGAGUCUAAGGCAAACAGAUGUUACCCAGCUGCCUAGUGAAAUAAACAACCUCCGUGAACUGGAAGUAUUGGAUAUACGACAUACCAAUGUGCAUGAGUCUGCAAUAGUGAAUGUCCUACUCCUGAAGCUGAAGUGUUUGCUGGCUGGUCCCAUUGUUCCGAGUUCAGAGCCAGCUAGUACUAAAAUAUGUUAUGUUCCUAACAAGAUCGGAAAAAUGUUAAACCUGGAGGUAUUGUCCAAUGUCAAGGCACGAAACCAUCAAGUUUUGAAAGAUAUUGGAAAGCUGUGGCAGCUGAGGAAGCUUGGUGUGGUUAUUGAAGACAACGACAAACUCAUUAGGAAUUUGCUUCGGGCUAUCAGUGACCUGCAUGUGUGCCUCAAGUCUCUGUCAAUCACUCUUCCCAUGACUGAGCAAGAUCCUUCCUAUGAAGAUUUUUCAAGUACUGGUCUCAAUUAUUAUAAGCAACCUCCCAAGCUUCUUCUUGAGAGUCUAAGCAUUACUGGAACCACAAAAAAGGUGCAACUUCUUCAACAGCUGACCAAACAAAAUGACUUCUUCCAACUUGCGAAGAUAACUCUAACCGGAACCCGACUGAAGCAGGAUGAUCUGACGGUCCUCAGCCAGUUUCCCAAUAUAGUUUGUCUCAGGCUCCGGGACAAAGCAUACAUCGAUGACAAUCUCACCAUCAAAAAUGAAGAAUUCAAAAAUCUCAAGUGCUUCCUUGUUGAGGGCUCCAACAUGACUGGCAUCUUCUUUGAAGGUGGAGCCGUUAAGCUUGAGAAGAUCAUUUUGUGCUCCACUGAUGGCCUACAAUCGCUUACUAGAGUCGAAGACCUUCCGGAACUGAAGGAAGUCGAGAUGAACAACAAUAAUAAGCUUUCAUUAUUUGACAAGGCCGAGAGAGUUUCCAAGGUGACUCUUUGUGGUACCAAACUGAGCAAAGAUGAUCUGAAAAUGUUUGCCAAGAUACGAUAUAUGCGCUGCCUAGUGCUGAAGGAGAAAGCUUGCGUUGAAAACGAGGUUAUGUUCUACAAAGAUGAGUUCCCAAGGCUCAACCUUCUCAUUGUCGAUGGUUCUGCCAUCAGCAAGAUAGAGUUCGCCAGCGGAUCUGCUCCUAAGCUUGAGAAAAUCAUCUGGUCCUUCACAAGGGGCAUGGUGGGGAGUCUCUCCGGCAUUGGCAACCUUCCAAAACUGAAGGAGCUCGAGUUCAAUGGCGAUUUGAUCCCUGAUGAGUUGAAAGAAGCAAUUAACAAACAUAAAAAUAAACCCAAUCUUAUAUACAACAAACAAGAAAACCAAUAGCAAGAAAUGGGAAAGGCCGCAAGAUGCCCAUCCUGCUGGAAGAGCCAGGAUUGAUGCUGCAGGUGCCGUUCCUAUCAUAUCCAUUCAUCAUCAACUCCCGUCCCAUGGUGUGGUUUGUGUGUGCUAUUUGGCUUGCUAUUGCGUGUUUCUGUCCACAGUGCACGCGUUGGCAGAUAUAUAUACUGUAUCUAUGUAUGUCAAUCGACUGAGUUUGUGUCCCUGCUACUUGUUACAAAUUUGUGCCUUGUAACUAAGAUUGAGCAUAUGCAAUGGUGUGUACGGGUGUGCCCUCUAACUAAGACUGAGAAAAUGUGAUGGUGUGUUGUUUAUGCUCAUGGAUUUGGAUGUCUCUACUGCCUGAGUGAAUGACUACAUGGUGCGAGAGUUAAAUUAAACCACUUGUCUCCAGGUUGCCAAGUGGU
Molecule: messenger RNA, 4470 nt
Organism: Triticum urartu
Lineage: Eukaryota; Viridiplantae; Streptophyta; Magnoliopsida; Poales; Poaceae
Biological process (GO): defense response to other organism
Source: RefSeq, a predicted model, not a curated record